Molecule: messenger RNA, 1131 nt
Organism: Fraxinus pennsylvanica
Lineage: Eukaryota; Viridiplantae; Streptophyta; Magnoliopsida; Lamiales; Oleaceae
Source: the annotation of a GenBank genome assembly
AUGUCUGUGGAAUCAAGUGUUGGUUCUGGUGAUCGUGGUGUACAUAAUUUUCAAGGAGUGCCCACUCAUGGUGGAACAUAUGUGAAAUACAGUUUGUAUGGGAAUCUAUUCGAAGUUUCUAGAAAGUAUGUUCCCAUAAGGCCCGUGGGUCGUGGAGCUUAUGGCCUUGUUUGUGCUGCUGUAAACUCAGAGACACGUGAGGAAGUUGCCAUUAAAAAGAUUGGUAAUGCAUUUGACAAUAGGAUAGAUGCCAAGAGAACGCUAAGGGAAAUAAAACUUCUGUGCCACAUGGAUCACGAUAAUGUGAUUGCAAUUAAAGACAUUAUCCGGCCUCCGCAAAAGGAGAACUUUAACGAUGUCUACAUAGUUUCUGAACUAAUGGACACUGAUCUUCAUCAGAUUAUCCGGUCCAACCAACCAUUGACUGCUGAUCAUUGUCAGUACUUCCUUUACCAACUCUUGCGAGGACUUAAAUAUGUUCAUUCAGCAAAUGUCUUACACCGUGAUCUAAAACCAAGCAAUCUACUUCUCAAUGCAAAUUGUGAUUUAAAAAUUGGAGAUUUUGGGCUUGCAAGGACAACAUCAGAGACUGAUUUCAUGACUGAGUACGUUGUUACUCGCUGGUAUAGGGCACCUGAAUUGCUUCUUAAUUGUUCAGAAUAUACCGCAGCGAUUGACAUUUGGUCGGUAGGUUGCAUACUCGGUGAAAUCAUGACAAGAAAACCACUGUUUCCCGGCAGAGAUUAUGUUCAUCAAUUGAGACUUAUCACAGAGCUCAUAGGUUCACCUGAUGAUGCCAGUCUCGGUUUUCUUAGGAGUGAUAAUGCCCGAAGAUAUGUUAGGCAGCUUCCGCAGUAUCCAAGGCAACCCUUCUCUGCUAAAUUUCCUAACACCGACCCUGGAGUGUUGGAUUUACUUGAGAAAAUGCUCGUCUUUGACCCAUGCAGGCGCAUUACUGUCGACGAGGCUCUCUGCCACCCAUACUUGGCUCCUCUUCAUAAUAUCAACGAAGAGCCGGUUUGCCCUAUGCCUUUUGUUUUUGAUUUUGAGCAGCCGUCAUUCACCGAAGAGAAUAUCAAGGAACUCAUCUGGAGGGAAUCUGUAAAAUUCAACCCCAACCCGACUCAUUGA